GCUAAAACACUGUCAUGAGGAGUAGGCUAGUUUAUGCAUGUUCUAAAUGGGGAGAUGCAUAAAUGGGACACGCACAGUGAGGAGAUCAAGGCAGUCAAACCAAGCGUGAGUGUGACCGCACAUUUUCAAACAGAAUCGACACAUUCGAGCUCGAAAAAGGGGUCUGGAUAGGCUACGUUUUCGGAAGCCGUCCAAAACGAUGGAGGUAUGCCUAGAUGGAUACAGUUUUAGAUUUUGGUGGGUUUAUAGCUAACCCUAACUAUUUUCCUAACUUUAACCUUAUUAUCCUAACUUGCUACAUUCAUUAUCCAUACCUGCUGCGUAAAUUCUCCUAAGAUUACUACGAAAAGUACAUUUUGACAAAAGCUGUAUCACUUCUUGACAAAACCGUUACAUAACAUCAGAAAACAACGCCAGUUUGCGGACAAGGCAAGCCUACUGGACCCUAUCAUACAAGGGGCGCACACACCCCUCUAUCGUUAACGCCCCCUCCACCAUCCUCCUCCGGAUAGGUCCAGGCAGAGAUGGAAAAAACAACAACAACGAGUGCUUUAAAAAGAUGCACAAUGUUCCGUCCAUCAGUAACAUCUGGUCAUUAGACCGGUGCUACUGUGACAGUCUCCGCUUUGCCGACGCACACUUUCUCCAUCUCCGGGGAGGACAGAAAUCAAAGUUCUUAAUUCUUUCUUGUAGCUUCAACCAAAAACACGAACAUGCCCAGCAAAAGGAAGAAGAACAAGCGCCGCAUGAGGAGGGUGCAGGCCCAGAGGAAAGUCCUUGAGGAGCAGCAUGUUGCUGGCACUGGCAAAGGGACCCCAGGAGUGGCUGCUGUGGCGGCCCCCCCUGUUAAAGCCAAAGAAGUGGCAAAGUGUCCAAAGCUUGUCCCCAUACAGACUCGAGUAGUAAACGUCCCCGUUGUAGCGCUGCUGGCCCCAGUCGAGGUACCGGAGCCUAAACCUAUGGUGGCGGCGUUAGAGGCUGAAGUGGUGGCAGCAGAGGUUGAAGUUGAGGCGCCAGUCGAAGCUCCAGUAGAGGCUGAAGAAGCCACAUUGGAGGUCGAAGCCCCAAUUGAAACCCCAGAUGUGGUCGACGGCCCAGUUGAAGCCCCAGAAGAAACUGCAGUGGGGCCACCUACAGAAGAAACUGCAGUGGGGCCACCUACAGAAGAAACUGCAGUGGGGCCACCUACAGAAGAAACUGCAGGUGGGCCACCUACAGAAGAAACGGCAGUGGGGCCACCUACAGAAGAAACUGCAGUGGGGCCACCUACAGAAGAAACUGCAGGUGGGCCACCUACAGAAGAAACGGCAGUGGGGCCACCUACAGAAGAAACUGCAGUGGGGCCACCUACAGAAGAAACUGCAGCAGUGCAGGAGGUUGAAGAAAGCUUCAUUCCAAAGACGGAGCUAGUAAUGGAGGCCGCAUCCAUCCCUGAGGCUCCAGUGUCAGCUCCUGACCAAUUUGAGACACAUGACGAGCCGUUGGUGAAGGCCGAAGUGGAGGCUGAAAUAGUUGCCACGGUCCAAGCGGAGGUCGAGGCAGUAGUCGAGCCAGAAUCCGGGCCCGUGGUCGAGGCCGUAGCUGCCCCAGUAGUGGAAACUGAAGAGGUGGUGAUCGACACAGAGGACAGUCCUGAGGUUGAAGCUGAGGUCAUUCCUAUGGGCAACGCAGAUGCCAUUCCUGAAGAAGUUGAAGUAGAGGAGGCCCCAGUCGUCACAGAGGAUGAGCCUGUCACAACAGAGGCACCUGAAGAGGUUCCAGUUGAAACAGAAAUGAUCCCAGAAACGCUGUCGGAGCCCGUGGUAGCCUCAGUUCAUGAAGCCCCCGUAGCCAACGUCGCUCCCUCAGAGCCCCUUGUAGAGGCCCCAGUAGACCCUGUCAUCGAUACAGUGGCCGACAACUUUAUCAUCACAGAAUCUGUCCCCACUCUGGAGGCAGCCAUGGCUGAGCCCGCCAUUGAGGAGCAGGUGCCCGCAGUCCCAACAGAUUCACUUGAGGCCCUAUCGGAGUUGCUGAACAACGUCCCCCCAGUAUCUGAGCCCGCCCCUGUCACAGCUGAUAAAGUCAUCGCCGUGACAAAGAUGGGGGAGAGAGAGACGACACACUUCCACCCGAUUACCGGCACUCUCCGGAGGACCUGCUGGCUAUCCUCUCAUCUGAAUGCUCUCGCACAUUUUGAAAUGUGCCCAUCCAGGAGUUCUUGCUUCCUCGCUAAAGAGGGAAUUGAAGCCCAGAUGGAAAUCGAAUCCAAAAAGGACGCCACGGAUGAGAAUACUGCCCUGGAUGUCCUCUCUGGACAUUUCUCAGCCCCCCAGCCUGUCAUCUCAGAACUACAGUGUCACACGCAGCUCGCCUCUGUGCCCGUAGAGCUCGCCUCCGUGGAUAUCCCAGCAGAGGCAGCAUUGAAUGGACAUACUGCAACUGAGGUGGCCAUUGAGGGAUAGAUCUCUGCAGAUUUCCUCAGUCAGUAUGGAAGACUGAAGAGAGCCUCACGGGGAGCCGACCAGCACAUUUUACUUUUCAAUAUUUAGGGCUUCAAGGGACCGCCGGGAAUUUAUUAACAUCCAACACUCAGUGCCUUUCCUGCUUAGGUUCUCACCAAAAGAAAAUCAAACAAACACAUUUUAAUGCGGCAUCAAGGCGGGGGAAUAAGAGUCUUUGGAUCAGAAUGUGAAUAUUUGGAAUGAACAAAUUAUGGCUUCUUUCAUAGAAUUUCUGUAUCGUAAUGCAUUUAUUGUGGAUUUGCAUCGAUUGUAAAUGGCAUACAUUGUGUAUGGAUACUGUAAAGAAUGUGGAAAUGACCUGUCUUCGCAUUUGGACCAUGUUUGUAUGGAUGGGAGGGGUAUUUCCUUGUACGUGUUUUCUACAUGCUGACUACACCGGGCACGAGCGUGUGUCUGCGUGCUCCAUCACAUGCAUGCUGAUUUUGUCCAUCCACACCAGACGCGAUCAGGUCAUGUACGUUGAAAUAUCAAAACGAACUCUGAACCAACUAUAUUAAUUUGGGGACAGGUUGAAACACAUGAAACAUUCAUGGACAUUUAUCUAGCUAGCUCGCUGUUGCAAACUAAUUUGUCCUGGGAUAUAAAUAUUGGGUUGUUACUUUACCUGAAAUGCACAAGGUCCUUUUUUUCCCUGGAUCUUUGUAGAAUUUUGACCCAUUUUGAGUCACACAAAAUCGUGUGUCCUCUACUCCGACAAUUAAUCCACAGGUAAAAGUGGAAACCUAGUUAGUUUCUAGUAAUCUCUCUUUCUUCAGUCUUCUUCUGUGGACUUUAUAUGGCGGUUGGUAACCAACUUUAAGGUGCAUUACCACUAUCAACUGGACUAGAGUGUCGAUCUCAGUUCUGCUUUCAAUCACCCGCGUGGGUCUAUACUCCUAAAAACCAAUGAGGAGUUGGGAGAUGCAGGAUUUACAGCGUGUCACGCGCCAAAAAUAAAACCAAGUUCUAUUUUAGCGCCUGGCUACGCAGACGCUUGCGAGCAGUUUGGAUGAUUGAAUAGCAUACCCAUCCUCUUCACUGUGUACUGACAAUGUGUCUACAGUCCUGUUGGAGAAAGUCUGCCCUGGGCAAUGAGAAAGGGUGUGAAGUUUUUCAGGCCCUCUGGCCAGAUUAUCUUAAAGACGUCCUCUGGCGAUUUUCUAACUUUUACUGUUGAAAAGCGAUAUCCCAAGUAUAUAUACAGUAAAGUACACACAAUAAAGGGUAGAAAUAAUAGAGGAACGAAAGAGGAAAGCCCCCCCCCCCCACUUAUGCUACGUUAUGACUUACCUGGACCACCUAUUGAGAUGUGCCUUUUAAGCCUUUUAAGUAAAUCAGGUGUUAAAUGAGGUGAAAAGGAGACUGGAGUUCAGCUUUAACGUUCAAUUAACUACACUCAAAUCUGGCCACUGAAAAUGGGGGCUUGUAGAUCAUGUUUGUUUUUUAAAAUUAUAUUUUCUAAUUUUGUUUUGUAUAGACCAUUAGAUGUGGUACAACCGCAGUUUGCGUACACGGUUCCGUGCUCUGGAAGAUACCAUGAGGAGUUAUGUAAUGAAUAUGCUGGGUUGGAUUUCAUUCACCUUUUUGAAUAAAGAUGUUACUCACCGUGA
Molecule: messenger RNA, 4093 nt
Organism: Oncorhynchus nerka (sockeye salmon)
Lineage: Eukaryota; Metazoa; Chordata; Actinopteri; Salmoniformes; Salmonidae
Product: calphotin-like
Exons: 13
Coding region: 714-2444 (576 amino acids)
Source: RefSeq, a predicted model, not a curated record